AGCGAGGGCUCCCGGCACAUGCGCGGCAGUGGCGAGGUCUGUUACGACAGGCGGCCUGCUGCGGAGCCACGGCGGGCAGGGCGGAGCCGCGUCAGGAGGCGGCAUCCCAGGCCUACCCUCGCUGGGUUCCAGCCCGCCCCUCGCGUAAGGCCGAGGCCUAGCCUGAGACAACGCAUGUCAUCCACCAUCUACGCAUGGUCAUUUAUGGUACUGGGCUAAAGGGGGAGCGGAAGAAAAGAUCGUUAUUGUUGUGACUGAAAGUUGGAAGGCUUCUUGAGCAAGAGCCCAAUCCUGAAGUGCUGGAAGAGGCCAGUCAAUCCUAAAUAAGCAAUCCAAAGUAGUGAAUCCUAAGUGGUCAAGAAUAAUCCUGGAAAGAGCCAUACUGACACAAGUGAUUUGAAGACUAGUCCUGGAUGCAGGCUGAUGGCUGGGUGGCAUACAAGGAUUGCAAGCAAAUACAACAUAAAAUAACGAUAAAAUCAUAAAAUUAUCCACCUCACAGUGCAAUUACAAAAUAGCAGCAAUACAGAAGUCUCAGUGAACAGGAACCAGCCAACUAUCUGUUCAGGCCCCAAAGGCCAAAUGUAAUAGAUGUGGUCUUUCAUAUAUGCUCCAUAUUGCCUUGACAUUGGUAGUGACCAAGAACAUGAGGAAAUAUGACCACAGAAGAAGUUUGGAAUGCUAAAGAUCAAACCCUAAUACCUUUGAAGGACAUUUUUUCAGGACUGGCAUAAAAAUGACACCAUAAGGACCUAUGCUUUGAGGUCUCUACUUCUGGACUGCAUGCAGCAGCUUUGGUGGUAAGAAAGCUGAGAAAGGCCAUAGAUUUUUUUUUUAAUCCGAAGUGGCUGGAUAAGUGGAAUCUCAUCAAAGAAUUCCAAGAGGUACACAGAAUGAGAUCCACGGCAUCCAGAAAUGGACUUUCACCUCUACUUUGAGAAACCAUAGAAAAGAAAUCUUCUCUUUUGACAAAUGAUGCUUUUUCACUUUGGCUGGAGAAGAUUAUUGAGUCCCUGAAGCAGAGGCAGAACAUAAUUAAACAACAGGCUGAGACAUUGAGACGGACUGGGAUAUCAAAAAUGAGCCACACCAGCCAUGGAAAUGGACUUCCUUGGAUCUUGAUCAGGAGUGCAGUGAUUGACUAGACUGGCUCAAGAGCAAUAGAGAGACACAAAGAUGAUCACCAAUGAGAUAGAGUUGAAGGCUGGAUAUACUGUGUCAGGGGUGACUUCUAUGGAAGCACCCACAGUAAUCAGUGACGUGGGGAAACGGGGUGGACAGGUGAACUGGGAGGUGGGGGAAACUGGUUAUAACACUCCUCAGAGAAGUAGAAUUAAAAAAAAGAAGAGAUUGAGGGGACAGUUAAGCCAAGGCCAAGAUGAAAGUGAUAGUAGUUUAGAAUGUGAUGGGACACCUUAUACAAUGAGAAAGAAAACACGACUUGGUAUGUUAUGGAGUGAGCUGAUGCCUACAGAUACCGAGAGUGCUGAGGACUCAACUAGGGAAUUUCCUGACGAGGGGAUUUCAGUACUCAGUGUUGGGGGAACAGAACAAGGUGAUGAACAAACUCAGUAUGGUCUAGAUGCGGCUUCUAGCCUCCUUGCCUUUUCUUCCCUAAACAGGAAUGAUGACACAUCAGCCCAAAUUGUGAAUGUGAAUAGACCAAAUGUUAUGGACAGUCAGAGAAAAUAUCAAAACAGCAUUGAACGAGAGGCAUGGCUUAAAGAUUCCAGACCACUGAUUCUUUCAUCUGACAAUGAGGCAAAUACUGGAGCAACUUGGUAGCCGCUCUUCUAAAACUUUUAAACCAAAGAAGAAUAUUCCAGAAGGCUCCCAUCAAUAUGAGCUCCUGAAACAUGCAGAGGCCACUCUUGGAAGUGGCAACCUACGCAUGGCUGUAAUGCUGCCUGAAGGGGAGGACCUAAAUGAAUGGGUUGCAGUGAACACUGUUGACUUCUUCAACCAGAUCAACAUGCUGUAUGGGACUAUUACAGACUUCUGCACAGAAGAGAGCUGCCCAGUGAUGUCUGCAGGUCCAAAAUACGAAUACCACUGGGCAGAUGGGACAAACAUAAAGAAGCCAAUCAAGUGCUCAGCACCAAAGUACAUCGAUUACCUUAUGACAUGGGUUCAGGAUCAGCUGGAUGAUGAGACGCUCUUUCCAUCCAAAAUAGGUGUUCCUUUCCCAAAGAACUUCAUGUCGGUAGCUAAAACCAUCCUAAAGCGUCUCUUCAGAGUUUAUGCUCACAUCUACCACCAGCACUUUGAUCCAGUGAUUCAGCUGCAAGAAGAGGCACAUCUCAACACAUCCUUCAAGCACUUUAUCUUUUUUGUUCAGGAAUUUAAUCUUAUAGACAGAAGAGAACUUGCUCCACUUCAAGAACUGAUUGAAAAACUCACUUCAAAGGACAGAUAAGCAGAAGUGAAUUUGUGCAAAUCACUUGUUAGGUUUAAGCAGGCAUGUAGUGUUUUAGGGAUUUGGGUGGCAGGCCUCUACACGCUAAAGAUUCAUGGAACUUAUUCUUGAGCAAGUGUGUGGAGGCUUGCAGCCUUUUAAAUUUUGUUUUUGUUUUUAGAAAGAAAAUGAAAUCUGUGCUUGUUUUUUUAUUUGGGCAACUUAGAUCCAUUCUCUGUGCUUUUAUUAGAGGAACUCAUUUGUCUUUUAGUGAGACACACACAGUAAAUGACUUUCUGUUAUUGUUCAUUGUGUAAUCUUUUUUUAGCAGAUGUCAAGUAUGUAUAAAGGGAAAAAAUACAUGCUUGUUGGGAAAUGUGACACUGCUGGUUGUGUGGGUUUUGCAUUGCCACUUGUAGCCCAUUCUCAGAAAGUCCUUAAAGAGACUUAACAUUCUCUAAGUGCCUUGGCAGACUCUCUUCUGAGGUACAAAGCACAUACAAAGAACAUUGCUGGAAAACAUAAAUUACUACCCAGGACAUUUAUUUACACUUGUUAUAUCUAAACAAAUGUGUAAAACCUUUUUUAAAAAGCCAUAACUUCUACCAGUGAUCUCCAGCUUUUAAUACAAAACAAUGCCUUCAGAGAUGAAUGUGGGCUGUGGAAGGUGGGGAGAGAGGGGGGCUCAUUUUAAUUUCUUUUUAUGUCCUCAGAAACCUACCCAGUGUCUUGUUAUCUGUGGAGGACUAAGAAUAGCAUGGGGUUGACCACUUUCUUGUUGUUGCCUAUAUUUAUUCUGCAGACGUUAACUUUCAUUUAGAUCAGCCAGCAUAAUUAUUUUGAUGGUGUGGGAGACCAAACUAUACUGGAUGCUUUCCUACCCAAAUAAAUCAGCAGUCUUGCCGGAGCAUCAAGAAAAAACAAAAGGGGAAGUCUUUCACAAGGAACAGUAGUGAUGUUAACAAGGAACCUUUUCUUUUUUACUGUAAAAUCCACUGUAGUCAUUUUAUUGUUAAGGGUAGGAGCCGCACUUUUCUUAGAAGAAUGGGUUCCUCAGUUGUUUUAUGAAAUAAACUGUCUCAAUCCGUUUAUCAUAUGGAAGGAACCCUUGUCGUUUAAUCCACCCUGAGCACACAGUGCUAAUGCUAGUUAUACAACCAAAUGCGGCAGUUUUCUUAUAUGGUACAUUUUUUCAUGCAUUUAGAUGUUUUGGUUUGAUUUUUUGUCACACUAAUUUUGAUGUAAUUUUUGUUACUCUUAACUUUGUUUCUUCCCCUCUUUUAAAAUGAAGAAAAGACCCAGUAUCCUUUACCAGGCACCGAGAUAACAAUUCCCUGUUGGUUUACAGACAAUUAUUUAUGGAUGUUCAUGAUAGAAUAUUGAGAAACCCAAGACUUUUCUUUCUGAGAAAUUCAGAACAUUAGCAGUCUCUGAUUCUUAUGUGUUUGUAUAAUUGUCAGCUUUGAUUCAGAGUUCUCUAUACAGUCAGACAUUAGUUGCCCAUCUGCAACUUGCCACUUCUUUGAGAAAAGUGUUAAAUCUAAAACAUCAGGAUUUUUUUUGGUAGAAGCAUCGUAACCUUCACCUAUUCUUGCAUCAUAGUUUGCUCAGACUGAUUUAAAGCCACAAAUUGGUCUUUGUAGUCUGGAAGUGGUCUUCAUUCAUGAGUGAAACAUAUAUGAACCCCAUUUCACACUUUAGCAUCUUGAUGAGUAUAAAUUACAGGCAUGUGCUGUGUGCCCAGGCAUGUCCCUUCUAAAAUCUUGUGUGCACAACACCUUCCCAUAGCACAUUUUUGUAAUGUACGCAAGUUACAUAUACACAGACUGUGCUUUAAGCAUUGUUAGCAGCCUAUACAACAUGUUAUUGAGCUUAAGAAGCGCUCUUGAGUGAUUUGUAACUUGGUCAUAAAAGGAAAAACAAGAAAUGCCAUGAUUUAUCCUAGCUCUACUUGGCCUUGAUAAAUAGGUAUUUCUUACUGAUUAUACCUAAUGCAUCUACUGCAUGAAGCACCAUCAUUCAGCAUGAAAACUUACCCAAAUUGCUGAUCGUUAAUUUUAUUUCUUAAUACAUACAUGUGACAAUACUGUUACAUAUGCCAUUCUUUGUCAACGCUUGAUUUUAUAGAAAUCAUUUUACCAUCCUGAAAUUAAAUAUUCAAAUAGAAUUUUGAGAAUCUUUGAGUUUUUUUAAAUUGGACUUUGCAGAUAGUUUAUAAGUAAGGAGGUUACUAUCCAAAUUCUCCACUGUCAUCUAGCAAUUUUACUUAAUGCUGAAAGACUAUUUUCUCACACGCACACACCUUGAGUACUUUGGCCAUAAUAUCUUAUGUUACUCAAUUUUAGGUGUUGAGGUUAUAUUUUUAAGGAACUGUGUUGAAUCUUCUAUAAAAUUCUAUAAAGAUAUGAUCAGACUAAGUUUCAAAUGAUUGUGUGUGUGGGUAAUUUGGUUUGCUUUCAAUGCUGACUUGGUUGGAUAAUAAAAGGCUGGAGAUCACUGUCAGAGUGAUAUUAGUUAAACUCUGCUGAUUGUAUUAAACUUGAAAACAAAAACACUGAAAAAAUGAACAUAGAACUCUGGGUAUCUCUUUGUAUUGCAUUGGGAAUGUAAAACGUUUGGUGGUGGUCUUGAGACACAAAUUAUUUACUUUUUUUAACAAUGCAUUCAAAUGCAAAUCCAAGUCUCAUUGAUUUUUUCAUCUGACCAAGGAUCGUGAAAACUUAACACUUUUGUAUUAUUUAAAAAUCCACACAAUUAUAGUCUGAAUUGGGAUUUUAAUCUUGAAAGAAUACUCUGCUAGAUGCUAGAUUGCUUUUUUAUAUAUUAACAUUGAAUAUCCAGGCCUGGUGAACACUGGGAACAGACUUUUUAGUCAUAGCCAGCCAUUUAUUAACAGUCCCAUUAUGGAAGAAGAGCCUUAGAGCUUCAAAAGUUUUAGCUCUCAGUGUGUUCCUUUGUCUUGGUGAUGUGACUAAUAACUUCAAGAGGUAACCUACCUCAAUUAGAUGAGACCGAGUAAAACUGAUGGUCAUAAAAGUUGAUGCAAGUUCAUUUAAAAUCAGUUGUGUUGUGCUUUCUUCGGCCAGUGAUUGAUUUGAUUAAGAGAGUUUAUGUUGUUAGGACAGAAUUUGUAAUUCUGGCUACAGAAAUUAUAUGUCUACUUUGCAUAUUCAUGUCAGGGAUCCGUGCUUAUUGCAUAAAUAUAAAAAUGUUCCACAGUCUUUUAGUGGUAUAGCUGGGCUUUAGAGAGAACACGUUCAAAAGGACAAAUAGCUUUUCUGUAAGUGCAUGUCAAGUUUUCUUUUACUGCUUACUAUGCAAUGUAGAUCUCUGAAUAUUUGCAGUUACUUUAAAAUAGAAAACCAGAGGCUCAGUUUAAUAUUUUGGAACCAAAAUCUCUGUUUAAAGCUCCCUUCACAGGCAACAAGCCAAUUUGCUGCUAUUGACUCUUCUUACCUUUUUAGAUUUUUCCUUUCUUUUCCUUGAGCUCUUGCCUUGAAUUGCCAUACAAAGUUUUAUGAAACAUUUUUUUAAAAGGCUUAGGGAAUGUCUUAAACCAGCUGACACUUGCUCUUUUCCCCUGGAAUACUCUGUUGUAGGUCACAUGCCAGCCUUCAUAUUGUUAAAUCAUAAAUGAUGGACCUGCCAAUUUUUCAAAUGGGACACUCCCAUGUUGCUUAAUACAGUAAUUUCUUUGCAUUAUGUUUCUCUUAAUAGGUAAUCAUUUGGGAUUUUCUGGUCUGCAUUGCUAGAACCAUUAGCCACUUUAGGAGCAAGAUACUUAAAUUUAUGUAAAAGUUUAGUUGGUAUCUUAUUUCUGUACACAUAGUGUUCUUUUUUGAAAUAUAGUUCAUUCCUAAAAUUGCAAAGUAAUUCAAAUUUUAAAAUGCAUUUUGUUUGCUUGCUUUUUUCAAGAACACUGUCCUUUCAAUAGUAUUUCAUAGAUUACAGUAUUUUUAGGGGAAAUUAAUUUUUAUAGCCACUUAACUGUACUCAUUAUUUUUGUACAUGUAUAACUAGGUCAUUUUUGGAACACAAAUCUUUUGAAAGGUCAUUUGGUACCAUUUUUGAAAACAUUUAUUCGCAGAUGUUGUGUUGCUAAAUAUUGCCAUAAGAGUUGAUACAUUUUAACUUGCAUUGGGGGAAAAUAAAAAAGGCUUGAGUAAAUACUAGUCAUGUGUAGUCCUGGUAACAUGCAGACUGCAGACAGGCCUGCCUAAUUCCUACUACCUGCUGCUGUGUGGGGGAAGGGAGACUAGAGAAAACAUAGGACCACUUGCUUGUGUUCUCCUAACGGGGAGCACACAAGAGCAUGAUGGUUUGCUGAUGCAGACUGCAGAGUGCAACUGUUAUGGCCACAGCUUCCUGCCCAAACUAAGCUAUUUUUAUACAGCCAGCACAAUCAAGUAGUUUAGCUUUCUGGACUGUACAACCUCAGGCUGCAAUUGGUGAUGGUGAGAGGGGGAACUUGUAUCAUUACGGGGGUAGUGGUGGAAACCUCCCUGCUUUCCAUAUGUAGAGUUUCAGUUGUGGUGGGAGUAUUGAAGCAUGCAACUCACUCUCUUCCUAGCAGUUUGAAGUAGUACAGGCCAGGAAAAGCCUUAUCAUUUAAUUCUGCUGAGGGUAUAAAUUGGCUCCCUUUGUACUUGGUUUAUGCUGCAUCAGUCUUGCCUUCGUGUAUAAGCUCACCCAGUGACCCCUUUACUUCUCCAGAUCUGGUGUUGGACAUGCUUUUCGGAACAAAAGGGUAUUGCAGAUGCAACACUAUAAUCUUCAUGUCUGCUUCCUUUAAAUACUUCAAAUGCAGCUGGACAAAAAAGGCUUAAAAAUAAAAUGCAACACAGAGACCUGUACUGUAAGCAGACUGUGCCAAUAUUACUUCAGUUUGUAGUCAUUAUUGAUCAAUACUUGUUUAAAAUGAAAACAGCUUUUUGAUUAAAAAAAAGUUGAAUGUCUGAAAUUCUGCAACACUUGUAUUGGAAAGAUGUAAAUAAUGUAUACAGAUUGUAAGUGAUGGGAUGAAAAUAUAUAUAAAUUCUAGGCUUUUUCAGUAAGGAACUGAAUGCUGUUUAUAAGAAGAAAAAUAAAUAGCUAUGUUUGACCAUUAUUGCCUUUUCUUUCCCUUCUAAUCCUAACUUACCGUUGUUACUUGUAGACAAAUCUACAUCCAUUAUGUAUCUGUACAUUGUACACAUCUGAGCAUUCCACAUACGAAAUACUUUGUGUGAUUACCUCACCUGAAUGUGUGAACUAUUUGUAUUUCAAGCAAAUUGAAUAGCAAUAAAAUGAACCGUAUGUC
Rhineura floridana is the source of this 7694-nucleotide messenger RNA. It is a transcript of the gene MOB1B, whose product is annotated as MOB kinase activator 1B. Gene Ontology annotation, molecular function: protein kinase activator activity; RNA binding; double-stranded DNA binding. Bases 1757 to 2416 code for a protein of 219 amino acids. Gene Ontology annotation, cellular component: cytoplasm; nucleus. The transcript has 9 exons. NCBI's taxonomy places the organism in Eukaryota, Metazoa, Chordata, Lepidosauria, Squamata, Rhineuridae. The record is from RefSeq and is a predicted model, not a curated record. Gene Ontology annotation, biological process: positive regulation of protein phosphorylation; hippo signaling; activation of innate immune response.